UUGGCAUUGACUCUUUGGCUAAACAAAUCUGCAGGGAGAAGUUGAUGAAGCUCAGAGAAAUCAUUCAUAUUCAGGCCAAAAUCGUCUUCCGCGUAAAGUUCUGAGGAAGAAAUAUUUAUUUCUUGCGCACAAUAGAGGAGCUUGAAGAGCUUGAAUACCGAAGGCUUUCCUACCUGUAGUUUUCUACUUCUCUUUCUAGUAAAGCCAUGGAUUAAAGGGCAUAUAGACUGCACCUGAUGUAUGCCUCGAAAACAAAACACAAUCGGCCCGACACUUCAGAGACCGGAGGUCAAGUGGACAUUGUACCCGGCCUAGGUGAAAGAAUUGCCAAAAAGAGAGAUAAGGUUAGAAUCAAGUGCCAGAUUUGUAAUAAGUCAGGAGAUGUUGAAGAUGAAGGGGAUCCUUUUGAACUGACUUUGGGUGAAUAUAAACAUGGCAAAGAAUUUGACGAAGGCAUCUAUGGAAUGAAAGUCGACGGAACUAGACAACUUAAGAUCCCACCAGGACAAGGUCCUGGAAGUGGAAAAGACACUGGAAAAGUUCAGGGGGGUUUUAAGACUUAUCGUGUGGCACUUCUUGCUAUUUUCGAUCCCCCGUCAAGUUCCGGAAACUAAUCAAUAUCAAGGACAGCAUUAGAGUUCGAAGCCAUUUGGUUUUAAGCUUCCUUGUUGUUAAUAAUCACUAUCAGUCAUGCAGAGUUUAAGACCUUCCUGUGUUUAUUCUGACAGAAGAAUUUGGUUAGUAUUAAACAAGAGAUUUCAAUUACAGUCUCCUGAACCAACAAGUGCUUGUUGUUAUGAUGAAAUAAAUACAUUUUAUGCUACA
Molecule: messenger RNA, 825 nt
Organism: Prosopis cineraria
Lineage: Eukaryota; Viridiplantae; Streptophyta; Magnoliopsida; Fabales; Fabaceae
Product: peptidyl-prolyl cis-trans isomerase FKBP15-2-like
Exons: 7
Coding region: 237-614 (125 amino acids)
Molecular function (GO): peptidyl-prolyl cis-trans isomerase activity
Source: RefSeq, a predicted model, not a curated record